This is a messenger RNA of Juglans microcarpa x Juglans regia, 1035 nucleotides long. RefSeq lists its product as uncharacterized. Lineage: Eukaryota; Viridiplantae; Streptophyta; Magnoliopsida; Fagales; Juglandaceae. The record is from RefSeq and is a predicted model, not a curated record. Bases 1 to 1035 code for a protein of 344 amino acids. The transcript has a single exon.
AUGGGUUCAUAUCGAUCAGUUGAUCCUUGGUUGGAUCAACAGCUCCCUCUCGGAUGUACACCUCUUUCGCAGGUGAUCAACAAAGAAACUUCCCAUGAAGCUUGGGAAGUUCUUGAGACGUUUUAUGGUCAACGUACACGUGAUAGCGCUCAGCAUAUGAAAUCUGAACUUCAAUCUCUUCAAAAAGGAUCCCCCUCAAUGGAAGAAUAUCUUCAUCGUGCCAAGUCACUAGCUCUUGCACUUUAUGGUGCUAGAAGACCUAUGGAUGAUGAUGACUUCAUCAUCUGUAUACUUAGAGACCUGGGCUCUAAGUUUGACCCCAUUGUUGCUGCCCUAAAUGCCAAGGAAAACUUUCCUUCACUUGAGGUCGUGAUUGGCAAAUUACGUGACUUUGAGCUUCGUGUUUCUGCUACUUGUAAGAUUCAUUCGCCUACGACAUUAUAUAUCUCUCGUGUUUCAUCUACAAACGCCAACCUUGGCAAUGCUUCAGCUCUUUCUCAUCAAAAAUAUAAAGGGCAACGUGGGAGUGGUCAUUCUCAAACUAGCAACCCUCCUCCACGUUCACAGCCAACUCCCUCUCGUGGUGGUGGUCGCAACAAUGGAUAUGGUGGACACAUUACUUGCUUCCAUUGUGGUAGUCCCAAUCAUAAGGUUGAUGUCUGUUUUGCAACUGAUGAAGAGGUCGAGCGUUACAAGGCCUUCCUCUCUAUUCAAGUUGGCGACACCAUGGAAGAACUUUGGUUUCUAAAUACUAGCGCUAAUCAGAAUAUGACUCCCACCACAAAUGACGCACAAGGUAUAAAGAAUUAUACUGGCACCGACAAGGUUACGGUUGGUAAUGGCAUCGAGCUCCCUAUAUCUGCAAUUGGUCAUUUUUCUGUUCCCAAUACCUCUCUUUCAAUUAACAAUGCUCUUAUUGUUCCUGAAAUUCAAAAGAAACUAAUUUCAAUUUCUCAAUUUACUGCUGAUAAUCGAUGUUGUUUUCUAUAUUAUCCAUGGGGUUUCUUGAUCAAGGAAUUGGCGACGAAUCGGUAA